This is a messenger RNA of Onychostoma macrolepis, 5445 nucleotides long. It is a transcript of the gene patz1, whose product is annotated as POZ/BTB and AT hook containing zinc finger 1. NCBI's taxonomy places the organism in Eukaryota, Metazoa, Chordata, Actinopteri, Cypriniformes, Cyprinidae. The record is from RefSeq and is a predicted model, not a curated record. Gene Ontology annotation, molecular function: protein binding. Gene Ontology annotation, biological process: regulation of immune system process; regulation of cytokine production; negative regulation of transcription by RNA polymerase II. The transcript is spliced from 6 exons. The coding region runs from base 908 to 3163 and encodes 751 amino acids.
AUCUGAGGCUUUUCACAAACCUGAGGACGCUGGAUAAUGCAUGGACUGGAACUCAAAAGCAGACAAACUACAUAAGUACAACACGAAAUAAAUAUGAAGGCAGAGCAUGUUUUAAUUUUAUCUCAAGACAAAAACAACCACCCAAGAAAGACAUUAAGCUUAAAAAAAUAACUAAAUAUUGUGGUGUGAAACCAGUGUUUUAUGCAAUUUGUGUAUGAUUUAAAAAAAAAAAAAAAAAGUUUCCCUAAAGUAUAUGUACAUCUGAUUGCCAAAACUACAAGCAAUGCAGCAGCCAGACACUGCAAGCCAGUGUACAGUCUACAAUUACCUUUCUCUAUUGUUUGUGUCUUUGUGCUUGAAAUGUACAGUACCAGUUAAGGAGAGCAGCUGACUGUCUAGGCUACAGUGGCAGUUCAAGAGUUUUGACACUUCACUUUAAUUUCGUUCACGUUUACCGUAUAUUUUCAAAGUGGUUAUAAUGUCUAAAAGAGAGAAAGAGACGGUCUGCUGUCAUGUAUUGGGUGUCUGGCGUACAUUUGGGGGAGGGGGCUCACUGGAAAACAAGGAUGUGAAUUCAUAACGCUGCGAACCAGGAAGACGGACGCGAAACUUAAAUUUCGGUGUGUGCCUAGUAUCUGCGCUUUAUCUUUGGACCGAAGUAAUGUAUUAAACUGUUAAAACAGAAAAUAUUAAACGCGAACGACACCCCCUCCCUUUAAGCAAAGGUCAAAGUUCACAGGAAGCUGGGGGGCUGCCAUUUUUCCCCCUGCUAACAUGUUAGAUGCUAAAAAGGCGAGGAGUGGUGGUCGCUGCUGAGUGCUUCUGUUUAUUGGGUGUUUGCCGUUCGUUUGCGUUUGUCUACCUCUUCUGUCGUAUGCGUUAGGCUCGGUUGUUGAAUGAAGGCGGCAUGGAGAGGACAGAACAGCCGUGGAAUUCCUCCUACACGUACCAGGUGAGCAAACACAGCGCCGAGAUGCUACACAACCUCAACAGCCAGAGAAAAGAUGGAGGCAGGUUUUGUGAUGUUAUCUUGCGCGUCGGAGAGGAGAGCUUCCCCGCGCACAAGGCGGUGCUGGCGGCGUGCAGCGAGUAUUUUGAGUCGGUGUUCAGCUGUCAGGCGGAAGACGACGGCCAGGGCAAGGAGCUGGAGAUGCACACGAUCAGCCCCAAAGUUUUCCGAGACAUCCUGGACUUCGCGUACACCUCUAAGAUCGUGGUGCGUCUGGAGUGCUUCCCGGAGCUUAUGACCGCGGCGAAGUUUCUGCUCAUGCGAUCUGUCAUCGAGAUCUGUCAGGAGGUCAUCAAACAAUCCAACGUGCAGAUCCUCGUGCCUCCUUCCCGAGGAGGCGAGCACAGCCUGUUCAGGGCCGCGGAGCAGCUGUCAUGCCCCCUGCCCGUGGACAUGUCAAACGGGAGCGUGUCCAACGGCGCAGUGUUUACCGACAACAACGACAGCGACAGUGCCGAUCCGACGCAGCCGAGUAACAGCUCUCAGCCGGCAGCUUCCGGAGCACUAGCGGCCGAUCGCUUAGCGGUUUCCCCGCUGGAGUUUCCCAGCAGCCACCUCAAUAGCGACGGCUCCAAGCGAGGCAGAGGGAGACCCAAAAAAGAGCCCACAACAGAGCCGAUCAGUUACAACAACAGCACUGCUCAAAACGAAAACGAGGGGAUUUUCUCGUGCGGGGUUUGUGGUAAGAUGUUUCCCGACGACGUCCAGUUGAGAAACCACGAGACGCAGCACGGGACGUUCACCGGCGGCGUUAGCACCGGAGCGGAGCUGGUCGCUGUGGACGGCCCGACGAUGAUCUCUCAUCCCCAGGCGCGGUUUCAGGAAAACGGACUGCCCGCGGACAACCGUAAACGCGAGAGGACGAGACGACACGUCGCCUGUGAUCUGUGCGGGAAGGUCUUCCGAGACGUCUACCACCUCAACCGGCACAAACUGUCUCAUUCGGGCGAGAAACCGUACGCGUGUCCGGUGUGCGGGCUGCGCUUCAAACGCAAGGACAGGAUGUCUUACCAUGUGCGGUCUCACGACGGCUCGGUGGGUAAACCGUAUGUCUGUCAAAGCUGCGGGAAAGGUUUCUCCAGGCCAGACCAUCUGAAUGGACAUAUUAAACAGGUUCACACCACAGAGAGACCUCACAAGUGUCAGAUUUGCAACGCAUCUUUCGCAACACGAGAUCGCCUGAGGUCGCACCUGGCAUGCCAUGAAGAUAAGAUACCAUGUCAAGUGUGUGGGAAAUUCCUCCGGGCUGCCUACAUGACCGACCACUUGAAAAAACACAGUGAAGGACCUCAUAACUACUGUGGAAUAUGCAACAAAGGUUUUUCUACUGCAUCCUACUUAAAGGUGCACGUAAAAACGCACCACAGCUCGUCCAUGCUCCCUUCCUCUGCAGCACAUCAGUUCCCUGAACCACGCUCCAACAGACCACAGACGCACAACGGCGCCCCCUACCACUCAGGACGCCAGUGUGCAGUGGAAGACCUUUGCACCAGUCGCCGGCUCGUGGUUACCUUUCCCGAGACAGAGGGGUCUUUUCGGGGGCUAACUGGGCCAGUUCUACCCCAGCCCGUCCCUCCGGCCCUGGGCCUGCAGCCCGAGCUGCUCCUGGGCAAGCCAGGUCCAACUCCCUAUUUCUGGGAGUGCCGCUCUUCUGGAGCACCAGGGUUUCCACUUCAUGGACCUCUUACAGACGGGCAGGAGAAUGCUGGGAAAUGCCCCCAUCAGGACUCUGAUGGAUCGGAUGCAGUUUUCGGUGACCUUUCCAACGGAACGGACCUCAAGGCUGAACAGAAAGUAGAGGGAGAAGAAAUGGAGGUGACAUCUUUCAUCUUUAACGGCCAACCUGAGGACGCAGUGACCUCGCCGGGUGGGUCCAAAAACAUCCAAAAAACAGACCAAGAAAAGAAGUUUGCCUGCGGCGACUGCGGCCAGACCUUCCGCACAAAGUCUUACCUCAACAAGCACCAUCAUCGGGUUCAUAAGAAACGUGCUGCGGCCGGGUCUGGUCUCGGUGAUCUCAGCUCACCCUUUUCCCCCCAACAGAAUAUGUCACUUCUUGAAUCCUUUGGCUUUCAGAUCGUCCAGUCAGCCUUUGCUUCCUCACUAGUGGACUCUGAGAUGGGCAGCAGUGGAAUGGGUUUAGGGGAGAAAUGACCCCUUUGAGAUGCAGACAUUUCUUAUAACCUUAUUGGACAACCAAACUUUUCAUAACUGCGAGUUUAGUCUGUUGUCUCAUACUCCUUGAUGCCAUAUGUAGACUACUUUUUGUUUUGUUUUUGGCUUUUCUUACUAUUCUAAUGUUUGUUAAUGUUUUAACUUUGCCAUCAUGGAUGCCAUUUUGAUUCCAUCUUUGUGUGAAGCAGCCAAUCUGUUUAUUCCUCCUUCAACAAAUCCUCAAUUUCAUUGGUCUAUCCUAAAAAAACAAAAAAAACAAACAAAAAAAAUUCAUUGCUUUUGACAUGUAUGUGUUUCACGUGUAUCUCUCAGCUUCCAGAUUGUGGAUUGAGGAUGAUGUUUGCUUUAAAAGACAAACUAAUGCCCCAAACUUUCAGAAUGUACCUCUAGGUUAUUUUUGCCCAGACUUACCUCACUGAAAAAGCAUAACAUUAGCAAGCAUUACAAUUUUAACAGUCUAAACAAAAGUUUUCACAAUCAGAAAACACUGAGACUGUGUAAUUUGCGCAGCUGUUGUUGUCCAAUGACCAUUAACCUACAACACCUAGUUAUAAAACAUAAAUGUUUUAGUCUUUUUCUGUAUGAGUUACUUUAACGAAUAUUUAAAUGAUUUUAAAUCCUUUAAAACUUCAGGCUAAAUAAUAGCUGUUAACUCAGUCAUUUUUGUGGUGUUGCUUUGUUUAUCAUUGGUAGUUCUGAGACAGAUUGUUUUGGGUCAUAAAAAGCGUGUCGGUUUUUAAUGUCCAACAGGGACCAAUUUCAGGUUUCACUGUAAGAUAUUGCAAGAAGCAAAGAAUAUAUUUUAUUAACUUAUUGAUACCGGUGUCCAAGUCUCCUUUACGCAAAGGUAUAUAUUGAGUUUUGUUGCGACGUGCUAUUUUCUUGAAUCAUGCAGCCGACAGAAGGACAGCACGAGAGUGAUGACAUGUAUGUAUGAGUACACGUUUGUAUGCUGCGGUCUCUCCAAUGUCCUUUAUCUCUAGAAUGUAAUAUAAACAGAGGGCUUUUUAAUCUUUUUUUAAUAUAUCAGAGUUUUUCUAAGUGGUUCAGUACAUUCCUGCUUAAUUUAAAGUCUUGUCACUAUACAUGACGUGUAACAUUCAUAUAUAUAUAUAUAUAAAACAAAUAUGUAUAUAUGUAUGGCCAAUUAUAUGAGUUUAUGUAAACGGGGUCCUUGUAUAUAGAUAUUUUCCUUGGCCUUGUUGAAUGAAUGGAUCUUUCUUUUCGUUCUUCGUUGUUUUUUUUGUUUUUGUUUUUUUUGGAGAGUAAGUUUUAACAGAAUUGUUUUAAGUUGUUUUCUGACAAAUCCAUCAUUUUGUUGUGUCUUUAUUAUUAUGCAAGUAUUUGAGUGUGUGUUUGGUGUUACCCUGUUCCUCUUACUCUAAAUGCAGUGUUAAUGCUGGUUAUGUUUCCUUUUAUUUUACCCUGCAGGUUAUUAGUAUAGUGUACCACGAACAUAUUUGGAAUGGCAGUUUGUACAAUGUUGCCCGAGGUCUUGCAAGCGGUCACUCAUGAUUGAAGCCACGAAUGACAUAAUGUACACACCUUUAUGUUAUUACCUUAUGUACUUCUUUGAAUUGUUUGUGGAGCCGUAAAAUCUGACGCGGGCUCAUCUGAGCUGUGGAAAACCUGCAGGUUUUUUGCUUCAGCUUACUUAUUUGACUAAUCAUUGCUAAUAUCAGAUCAUAACAUCUGUUAAUUGAUUGCAGUUUUACAAUUCUAAUAGUAACAAUCAUUGUCUGCCCAGUAAGUGUGAUCUGAAUAUUUGCAGCCCUUAUUUAUUUACAAAUUUUAAGCUGUAGGGAAUUCUUCACUUUUUUUAUUGUUGUUAUUUGUCUUGUAUGGUGUUCUGGCUUAUUACAUCACUGGAAAUGUUUGUUUGUUUGUUUUCUUGCUUAUCUAUUUGUAUAUUUGUAUGUUGCAAAGUGCCUUCCCAGUACUGAUUGUGAACAGCGAUGGGUAGGAAAAAUCUGUCAUUUAAAGGACCUAUCUUAUAAAAACCAUAUACAAACAGAGUUGCAUUGACACUUUUGUAUAAAGACAUGCACAUAGAAAGGUGUACAUUUGUACGUUUGGUAUUCUACCUUUUUUGUUUUCUGACAAAAUGUUGUUUCUCUGCAAUUUAUGUCACAACGUUGAUCAAUUUUUGGACAUUUGGAUAUAAGCAUACUUUUCUAUUGAUGUUUGUUUUUGUACACUGUUUUUUGUGUCUCUGUCUAUUUGGUACAGAGAUGGGUAUAAAAUAAAAUUGUAUUUGAGAA